AUGGGUUUCGUCAAUGCACUGAAGCCCAUUCAACUUGCCAGAACAGACCAAGUCGAUAAGGCCUUGCGGAAACUAGCCUUGUCGUCGUUCAGUCGCGUUUUUCGGCUUGUCCUUCCGGCGACCAUUGCCACCAUCAUCUCGUGGUUUCUUUGCAAUUUGGACCUGUAUUCCAUGUCAGCACAGAGCGAUGCAUACUGGUUGUACACCAACACUCCCGAGCCCAGCCCUACCUGGCCGCAAGCAGUCCUGGACCUACUCGGGGCUCUGUGGGCGACUUGGAUUUACGGCGACGAAAAUGAAUAUGAUCAACCGCAAUGGGCUCUGAUAUACCUACUCCAAGGGAGUAUUAUGAUUAUCAGCGCUUUAUUGCUGGUGGUAACCAUGACUCCUACCUGGCGCACAGUCACUUUGCUUUUCCUUGCGUAUUGGUCUCUGAACUGGAGUCAGUUGAUUGGUGAUCCCUGGACAGGUCUCUGCUGCUUUCUGGGUAUUGCCCUGAGCGAACUCAGUCUCUCGGAUAUACCCAAGAGAUUGGCUCCUUACUCGCCUUACAUUUCACCGCCUGUCAUUUUGGUUUCUCUGGUCUUCAUGUCGUACCCUAGUUCUUUUGCUGAAGCUGCAUCCUGGUCGGCAUGGCUCCGUGAUUUCGCCACACAAUAUUUCCCCUCGGAAGCGACAAGCGCUCUUGAACGAAUGUACGGCUCUCUGGGAGGAGUUCUUCUUGUUUUUGGUAUUCUCAUCUCCCCUCACGCCCGUUGGAUGUUGAGCCGACCACCUCUUCUGUGGCUUGGGAAGGUCAGCUUUGCAAUUUACCUCAUCCACGGCAUGUUUCUGAGGACCGUCUUCGCGUGGGCAUUGCACCUUGGCCAAGCGAAACAGCUAGUAACCGACCACGCCCCAGAUGGCGAAGAGUAUCAGAUGGAGCGAUACCCGUUGCCGGGAAGUUUUCGGCGAGCCCUGGCGACUGUCGUCAUGGCUGCCUGUGUCGGUGUGGCCAGCCACUUCUGGAACUUGAAGCUGGAACCACUCUUUGCCAAAAUCACCGCCAAGUUGGAGGGAGUCGUGACGGGAAAGGUCGAGACAGGGCCCAAGUCCAACGGAGCCACCAUCCUUCCGUUGCGAAAAGACUGA
Molecule: messenger RNA, 1131 nt
Organism: Fonsecaea nubica
Lineage: Eukaryota; Fungi; Ascomycota; Eurotiomycetes; Chaetothyriales; Herpotrichiellaceae
Exons: 2
Coding region: 1-1131 (376 amino acids)
Molecular function (GO): acyltransferase activity, transferring groups other than amino-acyl groups
Source: RefSeq, a predicted model, not a curated record